Molecule: messenger RNA, 2057 nt
Organism: Setaria italica (foxtail millet)
Lineage: Eukaryota; Viridiplantae; Streptophyta; Magnoliopsida; Poales; Poaceae
Product: vacuole membrane protein KMS2
Exons: 8
Coding region: 405-1655 (416 amino acids)
Source: RefSeq, a predicted model, not a curated record
ACUCUACCCAGAUAUUAUGAACCAGAUUACUAUUCGGUUCAAACAACCACGUCAGUUUUUCCCUAAUCUAUAUUGUCCCCAAAACACCUAUGCUCGUGACGGGGUAAAUCAUCAAACCCAUAAAUAACGAAAGCCGUUUUCCCCGAGCUUUUCUCCUCGCAGCUUGCGAAAAAGAUAUCUCAGGUGAAAGGAGCGAUUCCUCGCCGAGCUCGUGCAGUCGUGCUCUCCGUCAUCUCCGGAGAGGAGGCGUUUCUGCAUCAAACGGGAAGAAGCAAAGCUCGCUCGCGCCCUUUUUUCGCGGUUCAUAUAGCGCGCGGCUGCGGGCCGGGGCGGGCUCACACAACCACAGCGCGCUGGUCAGAUCUACGUGGGAGAGGGAGAUAGAGGAACCCCGGAACCGAGGGAUGGGGCCCGCCGUCGUCGCCGGCGAGGACAAGGGCGUGUCCGAGCUCCGAGAAAAACAUCGUGUGGACCUCGAGAGACUAACAAUGACGUCGCAACCAUUUAAGACAUCGGCAUUUUUUGUGUUAGCCAUUGCUCAGAGUUUGGGAAGAACAUGUUCAUCUGUUCUGAAGAAAGGUUCUCGGUUGAAAGUUGUGUUUCUUUUGGUUGUUGCUACCUGGGGUCUACUCUUGUUCACUGCUGGCCCACAUGAAAAGCAUGUACAGGAAUUACUUUGGUAUGUCAGAUUUGGACUCUGGUGGAUCAUACUAGGGGUCGCUUCAUCCAUUGGAUUAGGUUCUGGUUUGCACACUUUCGUAUUGUAUUUAGGUCCCCAUGUUGCCCUAUUUACUAUCAAAGCAGUUCAGUGUGGUAGGGUUGAUCUAAAGAGUGCUCCUUAUGACACUAUUCUCCUUAAAAGGAUGCCAUCAUGGCUAGACAAAGACUGUCUGGAGUUUGGAGCCCCUAUAUAUCAGGAAACAAUUCCAUUCAGCAAAAUACUGCAGAAAGUUUAUCUCGAAGCUGUUCUUUGGGGCAUUGGAACUGCACUAGGAGAGCUUCCUCCAUAUUUUCUCUCAAGAGCAGCUAGCAUGUCAGGCCGCAGAAUAGAUGAGUUAGAAGAUUUCAAUGCUCCUGUUUCAGAAGGCUUUCUGUCAUCAACUUUACAUCGGGCCAAGCAAUGGAUCAUGUCUCAUCUAAGCUUCGCUGUAAUCUUGCUACUUGCUUCGGUGCCAAACCCUCUGUUUGACCUAGCCGGUAUACUGUGUGGACAAUUUAACAUACCUUUCUGGAAAUUUUUUCUAGCAACUUUGAUUGGAAAGGCUAUUGUUAAAGUUUGUCUCCAGACAACAUUGGUGAUUACUCUCUGCAACAACCAACUUUUUGAUUUGGUGGAGAAAAGGCUUAUAUGGGCAUUUGGCAUUGUCCCUGGAGUGGCAUCCGUCGUUCCCUCUUUAGUUGCCAAGCUGAAGACGGCCAAGGAUAAGUUCUUAUCAGCUCAUGUUGCUGCAUCAGCUUCUAUUGCUGUAAAGGGAAAGUGGAAUCUGUCAUUCACUUUGAUCUGGAACACUGUUGUUUGGCUCAUGGUCAUAAACUUCAUUAUCCAGAUAGUUACUUCUUCAGCACAGGGUUAUCUUAGAACACAGCAGCAGCUGGAGAUCAGUAAAAAGUUGUCAGAGACCAAACUUUCUGCCUCUGAACCUUCUUCUCGCUAAUCCAAAUGAUUCAACCUGGAUGAUCAAUCUGAUUUGUUCAUUUGUGUGUAUACUUAUAUUGAGUUUAGCGAGGAAACUUGCAUGAAGAAUGUGGUAACUGAUUUGGGAAAUUCAAAGGAUUGUCACCAAUAGUCUGCUGCUACUUCUUCUGGAAAGAGCAUUGAUACAUUGUACAUAACCACCCCAUCAAGCCAUCAGUGCAAGAUUGAGGCUCUCCUGCACUAUUGCGGAGCACUACUUAUUGCUGUAUUUCAUUGAAAACCUCGAAAGAGAAAAGUUUUACUAGUUGAUAAUGUAAAGUCGCCCAGCUAAUUGUGGCCUUCUGUACAUAGCAACCAAGAUAUUAUAAGUGAAAAAGGACUGGAAAAAUAUCAAUUAUAUAAAUUAUGCCUUCAUUGCUGA